CCGGUAAAUAAUUCCCACUGUGCAGUUGAUGAUUUUUUUUUUAAUAAUUAGUUGUAAAUAAUAAUUAAUUUUAAAUAAAUAAAUAAUUAAACUAAAAAACAAUAAAUCAAAAUGACGAAUAAAAUAAAAGUCAAAGAUAAAUUAGAAGAUGAUACGUUAGAUUUAAGUUUUUGUGAUCUGCAAGAAGUACCGAUACGUGAAAUUGUGGCAAUUAAAAAAGCAACCCGAUUGGACCUGUCAAAUAAUUCACUAGUUUCUAUUCCUAAUACGAUAGUAAGUCUUACAAAUAUUAUAAAACUUGAUUUAAGUAAAAAUAUGUUGACUGAGAUACCUGAAAAUAUUGGAGAAAUGAGACAGUUACGACAUUUAGAUCUUUAUAGUAAUCAGAUAAGUAGAUUACCAUUGAGUUUGGGAGAGUUAAAAAAUCUUAAAUGGCUGGACUUGAAGGACAACCCACUGACAGCAGCCGUUGCUAGUGUCGCUGGACCCUGUAGUAACAGCAGUGACUGCCAAGCAUGUGCUAGAAAUAUCGUAGCUUAUUUGUCUCAAGUAAAGCAGUCUAUUGAAGAGGAAAAAGUCCGCAGGAAGACAGCUGUCACAGAGGUUCCUGUUAAAAAGGAGGCGAAGAAGAAAAAGAAGAAGAAUGUUGAAAAAAUAGUUAAAGAAUCUCCAGCUACUGAAGUUUUUACAGCAGAUGUUAAAAAUGGUGAGGUAGAGCAUGAAAUUAUUACCGCUAAGGAAAGUCACCGAGGAUUCUGCAGUGUCAUCACUCGGAUUUUAUUGUCGACUAUUUUGGUAACUUUGUUCCUUGGGAUUUUAUUUGUGGCGUUGAUGAUAUUUUUACCUAAAUACGAUGAAACUUUGUCGGAUAUUAUCACAAAUUAUCUGGAAGCUCAAACAAAAUUGCCUGUUAAAUAUUACCAAGAGUUGGCUAUAAUUAAAAAAAAUUUAAUCGCUGAAGAAAUCGUUAUUCGUUCAAAAAAAUUUAUAGUAAUAGGAGCUAAUUAUUAUGGUAAAAUUGUUGGUUAUUUAUCUGAUAAAUUUAAUGAAUAUUUUAAAUGAAGUGUUGGUUAAUUUAAAAUGAUAUAUUUGUUUUUGAAUUUCCUGACAAUGCUCAUUAAUAAAUCAGGAAUUAUUUAUGAAUAAAAGACUUACAGCC
Messenger RNA from Microplitis demolitor, 1159 nucleotides. Its product is annotated as leucine-rich repeat-containing protein 59. Bases 112 to 1062 code for a protein of 316 amino acids. The transcript has 4 exons. Gene Ontology annotation, molecular function: protein binding. NCBI's taxonomy places the organism in Eukaryota, Metazoa, Arthropoda, Insecta, Hymenoptera, Braconidae. The record is from RefSeq and is a predicted model, not a curated record.